AUGGCUCUCCUCCAAGCUCGGGUCAAGAGCAUCCUGUCAGGCGACACCUUGAUCAUCACCAAUGCAAAGGGCGCUGAACGAACCUUGUCUCUGGCUUACAUCAGUGCUCCAAGGUUGAAAAGAGAAGGUGACGAGCCCUUUGCCUUUCAGUCCCGCGAAUUCGUCCGCGAGCAGGUCCUCGGCAAGGUCAUUCAGUUCCAAGUCCUUUAUGCUAUCCCCACCACGAAACGUGAAUACGGCCGAGUCAGACUCCCCAACGGUGCCGAAUUGCCCGAUCUCAUCGUCCAAGAAGGCUGGGCUAAAGUGCGUGAGGAUGCCGGCAAGAAGGAGGACGACGAAGAUGCAUUGGCAUACCUUGACAAGCUGAGGUCGCUGGAGAGUGAUGCAAAAUCUCAGGGCAAAGGUCUAUGGGCCAAGGGCGGUCAGAUCGAGAACUCGUCCGAGGUCUCCGACCCAAAUGCCCUGGUUGAACAGUACAAGGGCAAGAAAAUCGAAGCUAUCGUUGAGAGGGUUCUGACGGGAGACCGCUUGAUUGCUCGUCUCAUGCUCACUCCCACCAAGCACAUUCAGACCAUGCUUGUCCUGGCCGGUAUACGAGCUCCCGCGACCAAGAGAACUACGCCGGAGGGGAAGGAGGUCCCGGCCGAGCCUUACGGCACCGAGGCACACUCCUUCGUGGACGAGAGGCUACAUCAGCGCAAAUGCUCCGUCGAGCUUCUUGGAGUGACGCCGCAAAAUCAACUCAUCGCAAAUGUCCUGCACCCCAAAGGGAAUAUCGCCAUGUUUCUGCUUGAGGCUGGUCUGGCUCGCUCGAAUGACCAGCACGUCACCUUGCUGGGCAAUCAAAUGGCCCAGUUUAGAAACGCCGAGAACGCGGCAAAGAAUGCCAGAAAGGGCGUCUUCACCGGUGUUGCGUCUUCCAAAGCUGCUGGAGUGCAGGAGGCGGAUUUUACAGUUUCGAGGAUCUUAAAUGCCGAAACAAUCUUUCUUCGGACCCGAUCUGGCGACGAACGCAAAGUAACCCUGUCCAGCAUCCGUCAACCAAAGCCUUCAGAUCCGAAACAAUCUCCUUUCGGCGCUGAAGCAAAGGAGUUCCUAAGAAAGCGACUAAUCGGAAAGCACGUCAAGGUGAGCAUUGAUGGCAAGAAGCCGGCUUCGGAAGGGUUUGAAGAACGCGAGGUGGCUACUGUGACGGUGGCCGGGAAGAACGUUGCUUUGGCCUUGGUGGAGGCCGGCUAUGCGUCAGUCAUCCGACACCGACGAGAUGACGACGAUCGCUCGCCCGAUUACGAUGCUUUGCUUCUCGCUGAGGAAUCAGCCCAAAAGGAUGCCAAAGGCAUGUGGUCGGACAAACCUCCUGCAGCAAAACACUAUCAGGAUUAUUCGGAGAGUCUCCAGAAAGCCAAGAUGGAAGCCUCAGUGCUGCAAAGACAGAAAAAGGUCCCAGCUGUGGUCGACUUUGUCAGAGCUGGUUCGAGAUUCGUGGUUCUCGUCCCCCGCGAGAAUGCAAAAUUGACUUUUGUCCUCUCCGGCAUUCGAACGCCCAAGCCAGCACGUCAAUCCGGGGAGGCCGCCGAGCCGUUUGGACAGGAAGCCUAUGACUUUGCCAACAGAAGAUGUAUGCAGCGUGACGUGGAGAUCGACGUUGAGGAUACCGACAAAGUUGGCGGAUUUAUUGGUACCAUGUACGUGGGGCGCGAAAAUUUCGCGCGGGCUCUCUUAGAAGAGGGCCUCGCCGAAGUUCAUGCAUUCUCAGCCGAGAAAAGCGGUCAUGCAAAUGAGUUGUUUGCGGCCGAGAAAAAGGCCAAGGAGGCUCGAAAGGGCAUGUGGCACGAUUGGGAUCCAAGCAAGGACGCCGAUGAAGACGAGGCUGUACCUGCUGGAGACGGUGCGAAUGGCACAAAUGGAGAGGGGGCUCAGCCACCUUCGAGAAGAAAGGACUAUCGCGAUGUGAUGGUGACUCACGUCGACGAGACCGGAAAACUCAAGGUUCAACAAAUUGGCGCUGGGACCGCAAGCCUGACAGAGCUCAUGAAUGCCUUCAAAUCCUUCCAUUUGAACAAAGCCAACGACCAACCAUUGCCUGGACCACCCAAGGUCGGAGAUAUCGUUGCUGCCAAGUUCACAGUUGAUGAUCAGUGGUAUCGAGCCAGAGUAAGGAGAGUUGACCGUGACGGGAAGAAGGUGGAUUUGACUUACCUUGACUAUGGCAACUCGGAAACCAUUCCCUGGACUCGACUCCGGCCUUUGACCCAACCACAAUUCUCCACUCAGAAGCUCAAACCCCAGGCGACUGAUGCCGUCCUGUCCUUCCUCCAGCUUCCGACUUCCGAGCAGUAUCUCCGAGACACCGUUGAUUUCAUUGCGGAGCAGACAGAUGGGCGAGAGCUGGUGGCGAAUGUGGAUUACAUUGCUCCGGAAGGGACGCUACAUAUUUCUCUGCUCGACCCGAAAGCGUCCAACAAAAUCGAUGAGAGCAUCAACGCGGAAGUCAUUCGAGAAGGAUUGGCCAUGGUUCCAGUCAAGUUGAAGGCUUGGGAAAGGCAAUCCGCAGACACAUUGGCAAAGUUUCGAGAGCUCCAAGAGGAAGCGAAGAAGGAACGGAGAGGCAUGUGGGAAUAUGGUGACCUGACGGAAGACUAG
This is a messenger RNA of Fonsecaea multimorphosa CBS 102226, 2643 nucleotides long. RefSeq lists its product as uncharacterized. Gene Ontology annotation, cellular component: cytosol; RISC complex; nucleus. NCBI's taxonomy places the organism in Eukaryota, Fungi, Ascomycota, Eurotiomycetes, Chaetothyriales, Herpotrichiellaceae. The record is from RefSeq and is a predicted model, not a curated record. The coding region runs from base 1 to 2643 and encodes 880 amino acids. Gene Ontology annotation, molecular function: nuclease activity; RNA binding. The transcript is spliced from 2 exons. Gene Ontology annotation, biological process: regulatory ncRNA-mediated gene silencing; mRNA catabolic process.